AUGCACUCUGCGAUCUUCGGCCCGCCCGGCACGCUGGACGACAAGCUCUGGCUCGAGGAGUUCGACGAGGCAUCGGAGCGUCUCCGACCGCGCCUGAUGGAGCGUGAGGUGGCGCGCAAGAAACGCCUGCAUGCCAAAGUCGAGACGCUGCGCACGCAGUACCGCUCCCUCGACGACGAGUGGCAGAGUCAUUGCGCACGUCUUGACCGCAUUGCCGAGCUGCGCGAGAACCGCCGGCCCGCAGUGCAGAGCGGCGGCGUCAGCACGCCGGUCACAGCGCAGCCAGUCGACGACAACACGGGCGGUCUGCUGGCGUCCAUGGGCAUGGGCCGUGCGAAUCGGCGCAGCAACCCGGCCGGCUUUGCGGGCUUCGGCGACGCGGUGCGAUCCGAGGCAGAGUUCCUCGAGAUCCUGGCGUCGCUCGAGACCGCCGACAUGCAGGACCCGAACGUGCGCGCCGCGCGCACGACGGCCACGGCGCCUGACCAGCUCAUCAACCCUGACGCCGACGAGCUGAUGUUCUCGGACUACGACGACGACAACGGCUUCGUGCGCGAUCCCGUCGCCUUCUACCUGUCCGAGUUCGACCCCGACGUCUGGUCCGAGGAGGAGAAGGCCAUCUUCGACCGCCGCUACACGCUCUUUCCGAAGCAAUUCGGCAAGAUU
Messenger RNA from Tilletiopsis washingtonensis, 666 nucleotides. RefSeq lists its product as hypothetical. Gene Ontology annotation, cellular component: Set3 complex. The annotation marks the transcript as partial. NCBI's taxonomy places the organism in Eukaryota, Fungi, Basidiomycota, Exobasidiomycetes, Entylomatales. The record is from RefSeq and is a predicted model, not a curated record. The transcript has a single exon. Gene Ontology annotation, biological process: regulation of transcription by RNA polymerase II.